AUGCACACCGUCUUCCUUUACCUCUGUACGGAUGUAUACGGAUCGAAUAUUGGUCUCACCGAAAAAACGGCGAUGGAAGUGCCAGACAGCCAAGUCGCAACACUACGAACCGGGUCCAUUGACGCAUUUGUCGCCUGGAUCUCUUAUGUUUUCAUGGUGUGGUUAUUCAAAGGGGUCUUGAUGUUCCUCUACAACAGGUUGACAAUGGGUCUUUGGCAACACCGCUUGACUUUGAUCGUCGGAGCCUUUUGUGUCUGCACGUUCCUCGCGUCAUUGUUUUUCCACGUCUUCAUUUGCCACCCAGUUCAUAAGAGUUGGCAAAUCAAGCCAUAUGCUGGAGAUGACUGUACUAUACGCCCGUUGAACUAUAUCGUCAUCGAGACCCUCAGCAUCACAACUGACAUUGCGGUCCUCUCAAUUCCCAUCCCCCUCAUCCUAGCAGCCCGUAUCCCAAUCUCCCAAAAGCUCCUCCUCUGCCUCCUCUUCUCAUCCGGAAUCUUCGUCAUGAUCGCGGGCUUCCUCCGUGCAUAUUACUCCGUCAAAGAUAUCUCCGAACUGUCAACCGCCCUAGGCUGGGCCUCCCGCGAAGCCCUCGUCUCCGUGAUAACAAUCUGCGCCCCUGGAAUUAAGCCGCUUAUCAGCACUUCGCGCUGGUUCUCGACAAAGGGCAGCUCGAACCAUAUCAGCCAGACGCCGAAGGGAAGCAAUCUGUUUACCUCGAAGAGUCGGGGUGAUGAUACGUAUAAUAGACAUCCGUAUGAGCUGUCAUCAUUGGGUUGGAGGAAGUCGCGGCGAGAUUCGACGGGUGAGAGCCAGCAGCAUAUUGUUAUUGAUUCGACCAGGAGUGGAAGGGGCUCAUUGGAUGAUUGCAAAGAAGGAAUUGCGGUCACUACAGAUGUUACGGUGUCUGAGGAAACCCGUUCUCGGAAUGAAGGGCAUGCUUAA
This is a messenger RNA of Penicillium egyptiacum, 945 nucleotides long. The record is from the annotation of a GenBank genome assembly. NCBI's taxonomy places the organism in Eukaryota, Fungi, Ascomycota, Eurotiomycetes, Eurotiales, Aspergillaceae.